This is a messenger RNA of Pneumocystis murina B123, 1056 nucleotides long. RefSeq lists its product as hypothetical. The record is from RefSeq and is a predicted model, not a curated record. The coding region runs from base 1 to 987 and encodes 328 amino acids. Gene Ontology annotation, cellular component: cytosol. Gene Ontology annotation, molecular function: protein-folding chaperone binding; ATPase activator activity. Gene Ontology annotation, biological process: positive regulation of ATP-dependent activity; protein folding. The transcript is spliced from 7 exons. NCBI's taxonomy places the organism in Eukaryota, Fungi, Ascomycota, Pneumocystomycetes, Pneumocystales, Pneumocystaceae.
AUGUCUUCUACAUCCCGCAAUCCAGGCAAUUGGCACUGGACAAGUAAAGAUUGUUUUCCAUGGACAAAAUCAUACCUAUCAGAAAAACUUAUUAUAUCGGCAGAAAAAGAGGGAAUAACGGCCUCUAUAGUCAAAUUAUCGAGUUGUUCUGGAGAUGUAGAUGUUGCUAUGAGAAAGGGGAAGGUUAUUACUAUUUAUGAUCUGGAGAUUUCUCUUGAAUUUAAUGGAAAAAUUCCGGGAGACAUUGAAGUUUCAGGCUCAAUAACGAUUCCAGAAGUUUCUCAUGAUAAUGAUGAAUAUCUGUUUAAUAUAGAAAUAUUUUCAGAAACAAAGGAAAAUCAAAUAAUAAAAGGUUUUAUUAGAUCAUAUAUUGUUCCAGAACUUAAGGAGCGGCUAAGAUUUUUGGGGCAAGCUCUUAUAGAUGCACAUGGAAAAGAUGUUCUUUUAUUGAUUGAUAAGAAUACGGCGUCCAAUCCUUCUACUCCUAAUGUAUCAUAUGCCAAAUCGCAGAAUGGUAUUAGGGCAUCUACAUUGUCAGGGAAGGAAGGAGUAGAAGAAAAAACGAAGGGAAAAUGCUCAAUUAUUAAUACAGUAGAAAUUUCGGAAAAUAUCGACUUUCAAGCAUCUACUUCUCAAUUAUAUUCAGUUUUUCUGGAUCAUUCUCGUUUAGAAAUAUGGACUCGAUCUAAGGUAGAAGUUGAUCCUAAAGUUGGAGGCAAAUUUUCUUUUUUUGGAGGGAAUGUUCAAGGAGAAUUUUUAGAGCUUGUUGAAUCAAAACUUAUUCUUCAAAAAUGGAGACUUAAAACUUGGCCGGAAGGUCAUUAUGCUGAAUUGAAAUUAUUGUUUGACCAAAGUAUUGAUGGGACUUUAUUAAGGAUGAAAAUGAGCGAUGUACCUGUUGGUCAAGAAGAUGUAGUUAAAUGCAAUUUCCAAGAGUAUUAUGUUAAACCUAUUAAAACUGUGUUUGGUUAUGGCUCGGUGUUAUAAAAAUUGUUUUUUUUGUAAAAGAAAUUUAAAGAUAGAAAUGUAUCAUAACAAUAACAUUCCAAAUACCAA